Molecule: messenger RNA, 1486 nt
Organism: Andrographis paniculata
Lineage: Eukaryota; Viridiplantae; Streptophyta; Magnoliopsida; Lamiales; Acanthaceae
Product: 11S globulin seed storage protein 2-like
Exons: 4
Coding region: 31-1341 (436 amino acids)
Molecular function (GO): nutrient reservoir activity
Source: RefSeq, a predicted model, not a curated record
GACCUCCCCAAACUCCUCAGAGUCUCAACAAUGGCGGAUCUCAGACUUCUCCUUCUUCUCUCCACUUUCUCUCUCCUCCUCUCCGCCGCACUCGCGCUCUCCGAGGCCCGCCAAUGCCGCCUCCGCCGACUCGACGCCGUCCAGCCCCGCCGGAGCUUCCGAUCCGAGGGAGGCUCCACCGAGCUCUGGGACGAACGAUCGGAGCAAUUCCAGUGCGCCGGCGUCGGCGCCAUGAGAAAUGUGCUUAAACCUAAGGCGCUCUCCUUGCCUAAUUAUCAGCCCUAUCCUCGUCUCAUCUACAUCGAGAAAGGCCAGGCGGUCAUCAGCGUCGCCUUGCCAGGCUGCGCCGAGACGUUCCACGACCUCCCCGCCGGAUCGGAAUCUCGGCGAGGAGACCGGGAUUCGCACCAGAAGGUCCAUCGCAUCCGGCGAGGAGACGUCGUCGCCAUCCCCGCCGGAGCUGUCCAUUUCUGCUACAACGACGGCGAUGAAGAACUCGUCGCCGUCUCCGUCAACGAUCUCAGCCACCGCUCCAAUCAGCUCGACCAGAACUUCAGAGCGUUUUACCUCGCCGGCGGAGUUCCGGCGGCCGGAAAGCAGGAGGAGGAAAAUUUCCGGAACAUUUUCCGGGCUUUCGACGCGGAGCUUCUGGCGGAGGCUUUCAAUGUCCGGCCGGAAAUCAUAGAGAAGAUGCAGGCGGAGGAGCAGGCGGAAAGGGGUCUGAGCAUCAUCCCAAAGGAGCCGUUGAAGUUCGUCUUCCCCGACGAGGAGGCUCGCCGGAAUUCCAACGGAUUGGAGGAAACCUUCUGCUCGAUGACCAUCCGCGCCGCCCUCGACAACCGCCGCGACGCCGACAUCUCCUCCCGCCAGGCAGGAAAACUCAACGUCGUCGACCGGAACAAGCUCGCCAUUCUUAAUUACAUCGACAUGAGCGCCGAGAAAGGCAAUCUCUUCCCUAACGCUUUAUUGAGCCCCGGUUGGAACAUGCAUGGGCACGGCGUAGUCUACGUGACCGGCGGCGCCGCCCAGGUGGAGGUGGCGGACAACAACGGGAAGAUUCUGAUGAGCGACAUGGUGAAGGAGGGCGACAUGUUCGUGGUGCCGCAGAACUUCAUGUCGGCGGCGCGUGCCGGAGACGACGGAUUUGAGUGGGUGUCGUUCAAGACGUCGGGGUGGCCGAUGAGGAAUGAGGCGGCGGGAUAUACCUCGGUGAUGAGGGCGAUGCCGGUGGAUGUUCUGACCAACGCGUACAAGAUGUCGCCGGAGGAGGCGCGGAGCUUGAAGAUGAACAGCGGCGGCCAGACCGUUCUGAUGUCGCCGCGCCGGCAGAGGCGGGACUGAAUCAGAGUGUGGGGAAGACGAUGGUACCCUGUGCUUUGAUGCUUGUACCUAGGAAAAAUUAGCGUGCGUUUUUCCUGAAUUAAUAAUGCGUGCAUGCAUGUAAUAUAUGAGGAGAAAUAAAAGGGUGGCACUCUUUUUUUGUUAA